Molecule: messenger RNA, 4561 nt
Organism: Mya arenaria
Lineage: Eukaryota; Metazoa; Mollusca; Bivalvia; Myida; Myidae
Exons: 5
Coding region: 81-1391 (436 amino acids)
Source: RefSeq, a predicted model, not a curated record
GUGACAUUUGUUUAAGAGAAUAUAAGAAACAAUGGGAUUCUAAAGGAACUUGACAAUUUUUGGUUAUUUCUGCUGAAGUCAUGACAACGACUGGGCAACUUGAUCAUCCGUCCCCUACACCCGGGGUAUCGCCUGAGAGCGCGGAAGACGGCGGAGUGCGCAUUGUCCUGAUCGUGUUGUGGGUGGCGGGCGGCGUGCUGCUUUUGUCGCUCUGUGCUCUCCUUGUGUGCAUUAUCAGAAGCCACAUAAAAGAACAGAGAAGCACUGGUAUGCGUGCUGGUACAAGUGGCCUGGCGGCUCCGCAGCAAGGCAGCGUCAACCCGACCUUCUCAAACUACGACGAGAUAUGGACGUGGAUCCCUAUAGUUACCGAGCACUCGGGAAACUGUCAGUCUCAGAUAAACCCGGGUCAGAGAAACAUAGACAUGACCCGGCGCAAUACAGAGUUGGUCAAUAAUCUCAGACUGCCCACGUACAGUGAAGCAGUAAACGGGAAUGGUAACGUGAAUAGACCACUCGUGUCCCAGGUACGUAUGACGUCACACAUAACGUCAGGACAGCAAACUAGCAGAAGUGGGGCUGCGGGUCAUCAGCAUUUGCCUAGCUUUGUGCCUUCAACUGGUACAAGUAAUAAUAAUCGGGAUGUCCCUGUCAGGCAUGGAGAGACCUGUGUUAACAUUCCCAUCCAAGGCACGUCAACCAGCGCCACGUCUGGUCCAUCAACUUCCCAGGUUAUCUUCCGGCCCACAAACACUUCCACUUCUCGGAACAACACAACACCAGAUGACAUUCCUGUGUCCAGGUCAUCAUUACAUGCUCACGUGACAAACAUAUCUGUGACGCCAUCUAGCGUUUCCGCUCUUCAGCAGGCACGUGCGCUAGUGGAAGGCGCUGGGAGCCGGGAACCUUAUAAGCCUCUACCGUCUGCACCCAGCCUCCAGCAGACCGAGCCUGAAAAUAGUCGCGUGUCGUCUAGUGCUAGACCUCGCAAUCAGCUGACCUCAUACAUUGCUCAAAGAACACAUUCACCGCGCGACAGUCAAACGGCGAAUAACUGUGUCACUGAUGUGCAUCACGCUGAAAGACGUCAACCUGGCGUAUGCAUUCAAAAUGGGCCGAAUGAAAACAGGGAGUCUCCGGUGUAUUCCGGACAUCUCCGGCAAGACUCGUACAUCAUGUAUCCUCAUCAUCGCAGGACACAGAACUCCGCCGGUUUUCGCCACAGUUCCGGAAGUGUGUUUAACUACUUUUGCAGCAACGGCAGCCGGUUUACGGUACAAGACAUUACGGACGGAGUGCAUCCGUCGCCUUACACAUUACCGGAAAUGACAUCAACUCUUGUGCCAUCAUCAGGGAGCUUGCGAUCAAGUAUGGAGACGCAGUAUUUUUAGAAGGAGGAUGCGGGCGUAAGCAUGAACCUAGCCGGAGCCGCCGGAUGUAGAUAUCCUGAGUCACAUCCGGCACAAACGAGUACUGUGUGAGGUUUGCAACCGGAAGUUGCUAUUCAUGGAAUGCAGCCACGUAUUCUCAAUUUACAUUUUUAUUUUGUGUGUUUAUUUAUAUGUGCUAGUUGGGUCCGUGUAUAUACGGUCUAUCAAUUUUGGUUUUCUAUUUAAUCAUUAGAAAAACGAAAAAGGAUUUGUGUGUUCCUUUUUCGUUUUAUUCUUUCAAUUGUAAAAAACUAAAAACGAAAAGACGGUAUAUACACGGACCUAGCUGAGUUAUAUAUCUAGUAUUUAUUCAAGGGGUUAUACUAGUCAAUCAUUGCUAACAUGGCGGCGUAGCCAGUAGAGGCAUUAUAUACAGCUCAAGAAAGUUCAAUUAUCUGUGUGAAAAUAAGGAACUGUUUUUGGUGUCAUACCAUGUAUUUAUAUGUAGAAUUACGGGAGUUCGUAGCCUGAUAAAAUAUCGGGUAGAGAGGAUCAUAGUAUUGUUGUCAAUACAGGCUGCUUUCUGACAAAAUAUUGUUGACGACUCUUUUCACUUGUAAUAAUUUAUUAUCAUUACAUCAAGGAAUUUUAAAAGAAAGCAAUUCACUAUAAUUUCAAAUCGGUAACUUAAAAUGUUAAUUUUGGCUAUUUCGGACAUUUUAUGAAUGAUCACAACCAGACACGGACUGGUAGUUCAUCUUAAUCUACCUAAUGUUAUUGAAUAUAUAUAUUUGAUUUUGUUUAAGCAUUUACAUUCGGUUAAUCGGUAAUCAUAUUCAGUUUGCCAGUACCAAUAUUAUGUUCGUUUCCCAGUGUCAUGAUUAUGUACGUUUUCCAGUACCAAUAGUUUGUAUAUUUCACAAGGUCAAUAUUACGUACGGUUCCCAGUACCAAUAGUAUGUACAUUUCGCAGUGUCAUGAUUAUGUACGUUUUCCAGUACCAAUAGUAUGUACAUUUCACAGUGUCAGUAUUACGUACGUUUUCCAGUACCAAUUCUAUGUACAUUUCACAGUGUCAGUAUUAUGUACAUUUCCCAGUACCAAUAGUAUGUACAUUUCACAGUGUCAAUAUUACAUACGUUUCCCAGUACCAAAAUUAUGUACAUUUCACAGUGUCAAUAUUACGUACGUUUCCCAGUACCAAUUGUUUGUACAUUUCACAGUGUCAAUAUUACGUACGUUUCCCAGUACCAAUUGUUUGUACAUUUCACAGUGUCAAUAUAAUGUACGUUUCCCAGUACCAAUAGUAUGUACAUUUCACAGUGUCAAUAUAACGUACGUUUCCCAGUACCAAUAUUAUGUACAUUUCACAGUGUCAAUAUUACGUACGUUUUCCAGUACCAAUAUUAUGUACAUUUCACAGUGUCAAUAUUACGUACGUUUCCCAGUACCGAUAGUAUGUACAUUUCACAGGGUCAAUAUUACGUACGUUUCCCAGUACCAAUAGUAUGUACAUUUCACAGGCUCAAUAUAAUGUAUAUUUCCCAGUACCAAUAGAAUGUACAUUUCACAGUGUCAACAUAACCUACGUUUCCCAGUACCAAUAGUAUGUACAUUUCACAGUGCCAAUAUUACGUACAUUUUCCAGUACCAAUAGUAUGUACAUUUCACAGGGUCAAUAUUACGUACGUUUCCCAGUACCAAUAGUAUGUACAUUUCACAGGGUCAAUAUUACGUACGUUACCCAGUACCAAUAUUAUGUACAUUUCACAGUGUCAAUAUAACGUACGUUUCUCAGUACCAAUAUUAUGUACGUUUCCCAGUGUCAGAAUUAUGUUUCUUUGCCAGAGCCAACACUAUAUACGUUUCCCUGUUCGUAAACUUUGUACUUUUCCCAGUGCCAGCAUAAUUUACGUUUCCCAGUGCCAACCAUGUGUACGUUGCCAGUGCAAGAAUUGUUUACGUUUCCAAGUGCCAACAAUAUGUACGUUGCCAGUGCAAGAAUUAUUUAUGUUUCCUAGUGCCAACAAUAUGUACGUUUCCCAGUGCCAACAAUAUGUACGUUGCCAGUGCAAGAAUUGUUUACGUUUUCAAGUGCCAACAAUAUGUACGUUGCCAGUGCAAGAAUUAUUUAUUUUUCCUAGUGCCAACAAUAUGUACGUUUCCCAGUGCCAACAAUAUAUAUGUUGCCAGUGCAAGAAUUGUUUACGUUUCCAAGUGCCAACAAUAUGUACGUUGCCAGUGCAAGAAUUGUUUACGUUUUCAAGUGCCAACAAUAUGUACGUUGCCAGUGCAAGAAUUAUUUAUGUUUCCUAGUGCCAACAAUAUGUACGUUUCCCAGUGCCAACAAUAUGUAUGUUGCCAGUGCAAGAAUUGUUUACGUUUCCAAGUGCCAACAAUAUGUACGUUGCCAGUGCAAGAAUUGUUUACGUUUCCAAGUGCCAACAAUAUGUAUGUUGCCAAUGCAAGAAUUAUUUACGUUUCCUAGUGCAAACAAUAUUUACGUUGCCAGUGCAAGAAUUAUUUACGUUUCCAAGUGCCAACAAUAUGUACGUUUCCCAGUGCAAGAAAUAUUUACGUUUACCAGUGCCAACAAUAUGUACGUUUCCCAGUGCAAGAAAUAUUUACGUUUACCAGUGCCAACAAUGUGUACGUUUAUACCUUCAAAUUUUAAAAAUAAAUUGCCAACAAAUUCCGAUCAUAACAUCAUUUAUAUAAAAAAAAUGGUUCAUUUCCAUAUUCAUAUAAAAAUGCGUCUGUAUUAUUUUGUGCCAAACAUUGCAAUACGUGUAUUUCAUUUAAUUGUUUAUUGAUAUUGUCAUUGAAAUCAAAAUAACGGUCAAGUUAUGUCAUUACUUUCUAUUGUUAGUAUAAAUAAUUAUGUAUGUUGAUGAUAUAUUUGUGUUUAUUAUGAAUGAAUGUUGUUGACUUAUUUGGGUGUAUUAUGAAUAUAUGUUGUUUAUACAUUUGCGUGUAUUAUGAAUUGGUUUGUGUUUAUAUACAUUACUUGGGUGUUUCAUGACUAUAAUUAUGGGUUGAUAUAAUAUAAUGUUUCUACCUUAACUUGUUUGCUGCUGUCUUCCUAUUAUUUUAAAACACAUGAUGUUUGACGAUCUUUUAUGAUCUAGAAUUGUAUUUAUACCCCAAGUGCCAAAUUGCAUGUGUUCAUAUAAAAGUAUUACCAUUUCAAA